Molecule: messenger RNA, 928 nt
Organism: Guillardia theta CCMP2712
Lineage: Eukaryota; Cryptophyceae; Pyrenomonadales; Geminigeraceae
Exons: 13
Coding region: 140-772 (210 amino acids)
Biological process (GO): deadenylation-dependent decapping of nuclear-transcribed mRNA
Cellular component (GO): P-body; Lsm1-7-Pat1 complex
Molecular function (GO): RNA cap binding
Source: RefSeq, a predicted model, not a curated record
AAACUGAUUUCGCUGCCGACAGGCUGGUCCAUGCCGUGUUGAGUUUCGCCUCUUAAACCAUCGUCCCUGGAGAGCGUUGAACCGGGUCGGAGUUGAAGGAAACUGCAUCUCAACACAUCCAAGAAUCCGUGAGUGCAACAUGAACAAUCAGCAGAUGAACUCUGGGAUGCAGCCUGGAUAUCCCAUGGGAGGCAUGAAUCCCCACCAGCUGCAUCCCAACUACGCAAACAUGCACGGGGCUCCUGCAGAUCCUCGAAAUGCUCCGCAGUAUCCCCUAAGACAGCAGCAGUACCCCAUGGAGUCACACUCCCCGGGCGCAGCUCCCAACGAUUUUCAACAAGGGGACUACGGGAUGGACAGGGGGUCGGGAGGAGGACUCUUCGAUUUCUUGCCUGGAGUGGCAAGCCUCGUCGAGGAUCUCGACAAGAGGGUCCUAGUCACCCUUCGUGAUGGACGCCAUUUUGUCGGCUUCAUGAGAUCGUUCGACCAGUACGGCAAUGUCGUGCUUGAGGAUGCGUUUGAACGCCACGUCGUGGGGAAUUCUUUUGCAGAUGAAAGGAUGGGAUUGUACGUCAUUCGUGGAGAAAAUCUUGUUCUGUUAGCAGAACUUGACAUGCAUAAGGAGCAGAACCAACCCAAAUUGAGGGAAGUUCCCCUCCAAACCAUCAUGGCACAGAAGGCUGCUCUCAAACAUGAGAAGGCUGAAGAUGAGCUGUUGAGAAAGAAGCUCUCUGCCCAGGCCUUGGGUCUUGGUUUCGAAGAUUGCCUGUGAGCAACAAGCACCUUGCUGCUCGCCUGACUCGACAGUGUGCUGAAGCGACGUCGGACUCGUUGACCUUGACUAGUGUGAUUGGUAUGGGAUAACGAGAGAACAGUGCGAAUGCGAUUGUGGAACAUCUUGCUCGCAUUCAAGAAAGAAAACUAUUAG